AUGGCGUCUGAAUCUAGCAUCAAGAGUUCCUCAGAUAAGCAGAGCAAAAUACAUGGAACACAAGCCUUAGGGGGAAAUGCUCGCAAGGCUUCACCCUUGCCCAUUUCUAAGACUGGAAAAUCUGAGACUACCGUGAGAGAAUCAUCUAAAAAUGUUGAACCUGUUGCUUCUAAGAAAAUUGCAGUAGCAGCAGCAGGGGAAAAAAAAUUACAUAAUUAUCAGCAAAAGGAGUUGGUCAGUUCUGUAGCCGAUAAGCUGGAUUCCAGCCUGCAAUUGGGGAAUUCGAAACAAGUACAAACACUUGAGAAUAAACCUCAUCUGGAAAAGAAAACAUCAGGUCACACAAUUGUCAAGGAUAGCUCAGCAUCUGCUAAAGUGAGCGAUGGAGCUAGCAGCCUUGCAAAAACAAGUGGAAGUGCCAAAAUCAGUGAUCGGCUUGAUUUUGUUGAGAGUGGAAAGAGCAGUUUGUGUAGGGGUAGCACAAGUACUGAUAUAAGUGAUGAAAGUACUUGUAGCAGCCUGAGUAGCAGCGUUAACAAACCUCAUAAAGCAAAUGAUAUGAGAUGGGAAGCCAUACAAGUGGUACGAUCAAAGGAUGGCGCAUUAGAUUUGAGGCAUUUCAGACUGUUGAAGAAGUUGGGCUGUGGCGAUAUUGGAAGUGUCUAUCUUUCGGAAUUAUGUGGAACAAAGUGCUAUUUUGCCAUGAAGGUCAUGGAUAAAGCAUCACUAGCAAGUCGCAAGAAACUUUUGCGUGCUCAGACAGAAAGAGAAAUACUGCAAUCCCUAGAUCACCCCUUCCUUCCAACUUUAUAUACCCAUUUUGAGACAGGAAAGUUCUCAUGUUUGGUUAUGGAGUUCUGCCCAGGAGGUGACCUGCACACACUUCGGCAGAGGCAACCAGGAAAGCAUUUUACUGAACAGGCAGUGAAGUUCUAUGUAGCUGAGGUCCUUCUCGCUUUGGAAUACCUCCACAUGCUUGGCAUUGUCUAUCGGGAUCUCAAGCCUGAAAAUGUCCUCGUGAGAGAAGAUGGACACAUUAUGUUAUCUGACUUUGAUCUUUCUCUCCGCUGUGCCGUUAGCCCAACACUCAUCAAAUCCUCGUCCCUCGAGACAGAGACACUUAGGAAAAAUUCAGUUUAUUGCGUUCAACCUGCUUGUAUUGAGCCCUCGUGCAUUCAGCCAUCAUGUAUGGUCCCUACUUCGUGUUUCACUCCUCGCCUCUUUUCAAGCAAAUCCAAGAAAGACCGCAAAACCAAAAAUGACAUUGGUAACCAAGUCAGCCCAUUGCCCGAGCUUAUUGCGGAGCCAACCGAAGCACGUUCCAUGUCAUUUGUAGGUACCCACGAGUACUUGGCACCUGAAAUCAUCAAAGGUGAAGGGCACGGCAGUGCUGUGGACUGGUGGACUUUUGGGAUUUUUCUUUAUGAGCUAUUGUUCGGUAAGACUCCCUUCAAGGGAUCAGGAAAUAAGGCUACACUUUUCAAUGUCGUGGGCCAGCCAUUGCGGUUUCCAGAAUCGCCAGUUGUCAGUUUCGCUGCUAGGGAUCUUAUAAGAGGCUUGCUAGUGAAAGAGCCACAGCAUAGGUUGGCAUACAAACGUGGGGCAACCGAGAUUAAGCAACAUCCAUUCUUCGAGGGUGUGAAUUGGGCUUUAAUUCGUUGUGCAAGUCCGCCAGAUGUGCCUAGACCAGUUGAGAUCGAAAGAAUUCCUGCCCCGACCGCAUCAACUAGUCUGAAAAUUGCUCCUGCAGCUAUCCCAACCCAACAAGGUUCUGAUAAUUAUCUUGAAUUUGAUUUCUUUUAA
Molecule: messenger RNA, 1803 nt
Organism: Fraxinus pennsylvanica
Lineage: Eukaryota; Viridiplantae; Streptophyta; Magnoliopsida; Lamiales; Oleaceae
Source: the annotation of a GenBank genome assembly